AUGGGUAUUGGAUCUCUGAUUAGGUGGUUAAUGGAUAGUGAAAAUUUGAAUGAAACUGAAAACAAUGAAGAGGCAAUUGAAGAGGUCAUACUUGGAAAAGAGUUUAUGGAUGUUGAGAGUGCAUCUAAGUUCUAUAAGAAUUAUGGUGGCAAACAUGGAUUCAAUGUGAGGAUAAGAAACAGUAGAAAAAACAGUGAGAAUUUUGUGACAUGGGUACGUUAUUGUUGUUCAAAAGAAGGUUUUCAAGUAAAGGACAAGCGUCAUACAAAUGCAUCUUAUUCUCAACCAGUUACAAGAUGUGGUUGUCAAGUGCAUCUGACCAUGCUACUUCAGAAGAAUGGAAAUUUCCAGGUUGUCUCAUUUCAGAAAAGUCAUAAUCAUGCCUUGAUUAGUACUUCAAUGAAGCAUUUGCUUAAGGUCAAUAGAAGUAUAUCUGAGGCACAAAAAGCACAUGCAGAUGAUGCUGAACAUUCUGGUUUCUCCAUAAAAGCAACUGUGGAGUUGAUGAGUAGAGAAGUAGGAGGGCCAGAGAACCUUGGAUUUUCACAGAAGGAUUACAUGAAUUACAUACAUAGAAAGCGAAUGUCUAAAAUGGAAAAGGGAGAUGCAGGUGCUAUAAUGUAG
This is a messenger RNA of Rosa rugosa (rugosa rose), 624 nucleotides long. RefSeq names its product protein FAR1-RELATED SEQUENCE 5-like. The transcript has 3 exons. The record is from RefSeq and is a predicted model, not a curated record. Lineage: Eukaryota; Viridiplantae; Streptophyta; Magnoliopsida; Rosales; Rosaceae. Bases 1 to 624 code for a protein of 207 amino acids.